AUGCCAUUCAGUGUGGCCUUAGUAUCUAGCGAUGAAGGUUCAGCACGUUAUAUUGAUUUGUUUAAGCAACUAAAACUUAUAUCAGCACAAGAAAAUCAACGCGAAUAUGUUGUACAUUACGUAAUGGCUGAUGGUGCACCUGGAAUAACCAGAGCUCAAAAGGAGAUUUUCUCUCAAGCACGACGUCUUAUGUUGGGCACAUGUCGCUCGAAAAUGCCGAGAUAUGCAAACAUUCAAUUGGACUAG
Molecule: messenger RNA, 246 nt
Organism: Rotaria socialis
Lineage: Eukaryota; Metazoa; Rotifera; Eurotatoria; Philodinida; Philodinidae
Source: the annotation of a GenBank genome assembly